Magallana angulata is the source of this 1505-nucleotide messenger RNA. RefSeq names its product multiple epidermal growth factor-like domains protein 10. The transcript has 11 exons. The record is from RefSeq and is a predicted model, not a curated record. Lineage: Eukaryota; Metazoa; Mollusca; Bivalvia; Ostreida; Ostreidae. Gene Ontology annotation, molecular function: scavenger receptor activity. Bases 54 to 1364 code for a protein of 436 amino acids.
GAAAACAUGAUUAACAUUUCUUUAUAGCCUGCACAGAAGGGUUUUAUGGAAUAAUGUGUAAGGAUCAAUGUAGUUCCAAUUGCCUAAACGCAUUAGAUUGUGACCACGUGACCGGUGCCUGUAAUGGCGGAUGCUUGGCCGGAUGGACAGGACCAAGAUGCGACAGAAAAUGUGAUGACAAAUCGUUCGGAGAGGCGUGCCGGAAGGAGUGUGGGAGUUGCUAUGACGACACUUCCUGUGACCACAUCACGGGGGAAUGUCCGGGGGAAUGUAAAGAUGGAUGGUUGGGCAACUUUUGCAAUAAAACUUGCGCAGAAAACUACUUUGGAUCGAAGUGUCAACAACAGUGUGGAAAUUGCAAAAAUGGUGACGUAUGUAACCACGUGACCGGACUUUGUCCUACAGGAUGCGCAGAGGGCUGGAUAGGAAGUCGAUGCAAUAUUGCCUGCCAAUUUGGAUAUUACGGCCAGGGUUGUAAAGAGAUGUGCAGUGAACAUUGUCGCCAUGCCAACGACUGCGAUCACGUGACAGGAGUUUGUUCUAAUGGAUGUUUUGACGGUUGGCUUGGAAAAUACUGCGAUCAAAGGUGUGGAGAGGGGAGGUUCGGACCCCAGUGCUCCUUCCUCUGUGGUCACUGUUUAGGAGGGGUGGUGUGUGACCAUGUCAACGGGAGCUGUCCAGCGGGGUGUUCUAGAGGCUGGCACGGCAGAUACUGUAAUCAAACCUGUGAUGACGGUUAUUUUGGAGAGAUGUGUAUCAAGGAAUGCGGCGUUCACUGUCUAAUGACCAACAGGUGUAAUAAAUCCUCGGGGGUCUGUAUAGGAGGGUGUAAGGCAGGCUGGACAGGAGAGUUCUGUGACAGUCCAUGCCCUGCUGGAACUUAUGGUUUCCAGUGCCUAUAUAACUGCAGCGAAAAUUGCUUAAACAUUUCGACUUGCAACAACGUCAACGGUUCUUGCGAUGGAGCAUGCGCAACUGGAUGGGGUGGAGAUUUAUGUAAUCUAGAAUUGAAUGGUACACGAGUUUCGGUUUCUGCUAGCCUGGUUUUGGGGGUAGGGAUUGGCGGAGGUCUGGUAUUUCUUCUUGCAGACAUCGUUAUUGUAAUAUUGAUAGCCAGACACACAAGUAGGUCAAGGUUAAAAGUCGGAGGUCAAGGUCGCCGGCUGAGCGUUCUAAGUGUCAACUAUUACGCCGAUGUCCACAGCAGUAACCACCAAACAAACAGACAGGAAGACACCCAAAAUGAACUUGAAGAAACAAUAUCUCUUCCAAGAGUACCAUACCAAAAUCAGAAUCUCAAGUCCUAUCAAGAGAACAGAGGUUAUGUUACCAAAGAUGAUAGAUAUAUCAGCUCCUGGGAAUAAACGAAGUUUUAAAGAGAACUUAUUAUUUCUUUCUGGUUAUAGCUCGGGAUUCGUUACAUGAUAAAGCAUCAUCAUAUCUAAAUUGAUUUUGAAUUUGGCGUCAUAGCACAUGUAUACAAUUAGUAAAACACAAAAAUAAAU